AGAGUUGAGGAAAGAGGAAGCCACGUUGACACAAUAAGUAGUGUUUGGUUUAUUUCCUGUUUCUUCUCUCACUCCGUCGCGGAACCGAACCGCCACGUCCUCAACGUACACCUGACGACAGUUGGAACAUUUAGGGAAAGGUCAAAGACGCCACAGCAUCAGACAGGAUGAGUGUUGGAUUCAUUGGAGCGGGCCAGCUGACUCACGCACUGGUGAAAGGGUUCACUGCUGCAGGUGUGAUUGCUACACAUAGGAUUACAGCCAGUUCCCCAGACACAGAGCUGCCCACAGUGUCAGCGCUGAGGAAAAUGGGGGUGAACCUGACGACGAGCAACAAAGAGACGGUCAGCAAAAGCGACGUGCUCUUCCUGGCUGUGAAGCCCCACAUCAUCCCCUUUGUUCUGGAUGAGAUUGGGCCCGACAUCGAGGACCGCCACCUCAUCGUCUCCUGUGCCGCAGGUGUCACCAUCAGCUCCAUAGAGAAGAAGCUGCUUCAGUACCGACUAGCUCCUAAAGUCAUGAGGUGUAUGACAAAUACCCCAGUGGUGGUGAGAGAGGGAGCUACCGUGUAUGCGACUGGCACAUAUGCUCAGCUGGAGGACAGCCAAUUGCUGGAGCAGCUGAUGUCCAGUGUAGGUUUCUGUACGGAGGUGGAGGAGGACCUCAUUGAUGCCGUCACUGGGCUGAGCGGCAGUGGACCGGCCUACGCGUUCACAGCACUGGAUGCUCUUGCUGACGGAGGAGUGAAGAUGGGUCUGCCCAGAAGACUGGCGCUCAGACUUGGAGCUCAGGCCCUAUUGGGAGCAGCGAAGAUGGUGCUGGACUCGGAGCAGCACCCAGGCCAGCUGAAGGACAACGUGUGCUCGCCAGGGGGCGCCACCAUUCAUGCCCUGCACGUCAUGGAGAGCGGCGGCUUCCGCAGCCUCCUGAUCAACGCAGUGGAGGCUUCGUGCAUUCGGACGCGGGAGCUGCAGUCUCUGGCCGACCAGGAGCGCAUCUCCCCAGCAGCCAUUAAGAAGACGACCCUGGACCAGGUGCUCCAGCAGCCCGGAGUUACAGUCAGCGGGGGGGCGAAUGGGAGCAGCAAAUCGGGACUCAGCCUGUUUAACAAUCGCGGCGGCCCCGGUAUCAAGAAAAAGAACUGAGUGCACAGGCUCACACACACACUCACACACACACACACACACACACACACACACACACACACACACACACACACACACACACAGCGGAUCUGGUCUGAAAUCGCAUCCAAAUCAAUUUACAAUAAUGCACAAUUAUUUUUUCAGACUUAAGUUACAUGCGGACAUCGGACCUGCAGGUGUCACCGCCACAUUACCCACAAGCACAGGUGCAUUCUUGGUGAGCCUUGUGUUGGGAUGCAGGAUUACUGUCUACACACAAACGCAUACACACUGACGACUCCAGAUACACACACUGUGCAUUUACAAUCUGAGGUGUAUCUGUGUUUGGGAUCCAGACUACCCAGACCUGGGUAAACUGUAGUGACCCAGUGCGCCCUCAUCGGACCCUGGGACACGCCAGGCAGCAGAUGGCUGCUGAGACACCAUCAAGCUCUUAAUGAUCGUCUGAAGCCACAAUGCAAGUCAUCCUCUCUUGUCUAUGCUUGUACUUAUUUUCUGUUUAACCAACAGUACUUUACUGGUCAAAAAGACUGAUUAUGGACAUUGAACACAUUUCUUUUUACUGCUUUUAUUUUUGUUUUGAUUGUCGUACACGAACACUGGUCUUCAUUAAUAAUAUAUCUUCCUUGUAGUGUUGCAAUGUUGUUUAGAAACGGGGAGAACAUUGUGCCUCGAUGUUUUUCUCCCUUAUGAAAUUCAUUCCAAGCUUUACAGUGAGGGAUGCACCGAUCUGACUUUUUCAGUCCCGGUAGCAAUACUACCGAUACCAAUGUUUUAAUUAAAAAGCUGAACGCUUCACCGACCAACACAUAGAUAUUAUUGUACUGAAUUGUUGUUCAUCAAAAUGAUGGUCUCCAAUUGACUCAUUGUUCCAGAUGCCCGAUCCAGCUAUUUAAGUCAGACAGGUAUUCAAUGUGCAUCUCUAUUUUGUUUUCCUUUUAUUAUUUCCUGUUUCUUAAAGACAUCUUUGGUCCAUAACCCCAAAUCUGAAACUAUUAUCUUGAAUCCCCUCAUGUUUUCUAAUAGGAAAAAAAACACUUUUUACAUUUUCUCUUAUAAAGAAAUGGAAAGUCGAGACAUUCAUAUACACAGAGAAACACAAUUAUAUGUAGAUAUAUUCAUAUAGAUUAUGAUGUAUCAAUAUUACGGUAGUCCGUCCUAUCUGUAUUUUUGUAAUGGUACAUAUUAUGAACUGCUUUUUUUCCGUUUUUGGAUAUCAGCCGUUGCGUUGGUGUGCCAGUCAAAAAGUAAAUAUUAAACAAACAGAAUCCUAUGUUUUUGUUCCAAAGCUACUUUAUCCUGAAUUAAAUGAGUCUGGAUUGACUCUCGGUACUCGGCUCUGACUCUA
Pseudoliparis swirei is the source of this 2493-nucleotide messenger RNA. RefSeq names its product pyrroline-5-carboxylate reductase 1b (gene pycr1b). Bases 168 to 1145 code for a protein of 325 amino acids. Gene Ontology annotation, biological process: L-proline biosynthetic process. The record is from RefSeq and is a predicted model, not a curated record. NCBI's taxonomy places the organism in Eukaryota, Metazoa, Chordata, Actinopteri, Perciformes, Liparidae. The transcript is spliced from 9 exons. Gene Ontology annotation, molecular function: pyrroline-5-carboxylate reductase activity.